AUGGCGGAUGCGAAGAGUGUUGUGCCAAAGGCGCGCGUGGAGGUGCAGGGUGUGCCGACGGAUAUCCUUGUUCUCCGCUUUGCCAAUGCAACCCAAGUCUGGAUCACACAGCUCGAUCGAGCUGGCACCGUGGUCGGGUUGGACGUGUUGGCGAAACAGGUUGCCACGCUCUUGCACAAGCGUGACAUGGUCGGGGCAAAGAAGCCGCUCUGCUUCACGUGCUCCCUCAAGUCCUACGACCAAGCCACCGUCAAGGAUAUCCUCAGCCAUGUCGACACGCUGGCAGGAAACCUCAAAUGA
Salpingoeca rosetta is the source of this 300-nucleotide messenger RNA. RefSeq lists its product as uncharacterized. The record is from RefSeq and is a predicted model, not a curated record. The coding region runs from base 1 to 300 and encodes 99 amino acids. The transcript has 3 exons. NCBI's taxonomy places the organism in Eukaryota, Choanoflagellata, Craspedida, Salpingoecidae.